CUGCUGAAGGACGCGAGGGCACAGGCCACAAGUGCCGAGCCUCUUCCCGGAGUGGACCCUUGAGCUGAGCCGCUGAGGCUGCCCCCCCAAGAUGGCAGAAGCCCACCAGGCCGUGGCCUUCCAGUUCACAGUGACCCCUGAUGGGGUAGACUUCCAGCUCAGCCGAGAGGCCCUGAAGCACGUCUACCUAUCUGGCAUCAACUCAUGGAAGAAACGCCUUAUCCGCAUCAAGAAUGGCAUCCUCAGGGGCGUGUAUCCUGGCAGCCCCACCAGUUGGCUGGUCGUUGUCAUGACAACAAUGGGCUCCUCCUACUGCAAUGUGGACCUUUCCAUGGGGAUGAUCUGCUGCAUCCGGAAAUAUAUCCCAGAGGGAUGCUGCCGUUACCUGACCCUGCAGACCCGAACGCUCAUCAGCGUGGGCAUCUUCUCCACCGGAGUCUGGGUGACUGGCAUCUUCCUCUUUCGCCAGACCCUGAAAUUGCUGCUCUCCUACCAUGGCUGGAUGUUUGAGUUGCACGGCCAGACCAGCCGGACCACCAAGAUCUGGGCUAUCUGCGUCCGGCUCCUGUCCAACCGCAGGCCAAUGCUCUACAGCUUCCAGACAUCUCUGCCCAAGUUACCAGUGCCCAAAGUGGCAGCCACCGUCCAUCGGUAUCUAGAAUCUGUGAGGCCCUUGUUAGAUGACGAGCAGUAUUACCGCAUGGAGAUGCUGGCUAAAGACUUCCAAGAGAAGACUGCGCCCCGGCUCCAGAAAUACCUGGUGCUCAAGUCCUGGUGGGCAACCAACUACGUGAGUGACUGGUGGGAAGAAUACAUCUACCUUCGAGGCAGGAGCCCCCUCGUGGUGAAUAGCAACUACUAUGUCAUGGAUUUUGUAUUUACCCGGCACACCAACAUUCAGGCAGCAAGACUGGGCAGCGUGGUUCAUGCCAUGAUCAUGUACCGACGAAAGCUGGACCGUGAGGAGAUCAAGCCUGUGAUGGCUCUCGGCAUUGUGCCCAUGUGCUCCUAUCAGAUGGAAAGGAUGUUCAACACUACUCGAAUCCCUGGCAAGGAUACAGAUGUACUACAGCACCUCCUAGACAGCAGGCACGUGGCUGUCUACCACAAGGGUCGCUUCUACAAGGUCUGGCUCUACCAGGGCUCCCAGCUGCUCAAGCCUCGGGACCUUGAGAUGCAAUUCCAGAGGAUCCUGGAUGACCCGUCUCCUCCACAGCCUGGCGAGGAGAAGCUAGCAGCCUUCACAGCUGGGGGCAGGGUGCAGUGGGCUGAGGCACGCCAGACCUACUUCAGCACAGGAAAGAAUAAGGUCUCCCUGGAGGCCAUCGAGAAGGCAGCCUUCUUCGUGACCUUGGAUGAGGAGAGCCAUGGCCUUGACCCUGAGAACGAGGCCAGCCUCAGCCUCUACGGGAAGUCUCUGCUACACGGCAACUGUUACAACAGGUGGUUUGACAAGUCCUUCAACCUCAUUGCUUUCAAGAACGCCAAGCUGGGCCUCAACACAGAGCAUUCAUGGGCAGAUGCUCCCAUUGUUGGGCACCUCUGGGAGUUUGUACUAGCCACAGAUGCCUUCCACCUGGACUACACCGACGCUGGUCAUUGCCAGGGGAAGCCUAACCAUUCCCUGGCCCCACCUCAGAGGCUGCUUUGGGAUAUCCCUGAAGAGUGCCAAGAGCUCAUCGAGAGCUCCUACCAGGUGGCCAAGACCCUGGCGGAUGACGUGGAGCUGUACUGCUUUCAUUUUGCCACCUUUGGCAAAGGCCUCAUUAAGAAGUGCCGCACCAGCCCUGAUGCCUUCGUGCAGAUUGCCCUGCAGCUGGCCCACUUCCGGGACAAGGGCAAGUUCUGCCUGACCUACGAGGCCUCGAUGACACGAAUGUUUCGGGAUGGCAGGACGGAAACCGUGCGAUCGUGUACCGCUGAGGCCACGGCCUUCGUUCGGGCCAUGAUGGACUCUGGGUACAUGAAGCCAGACCUCCAGGACCUCUUCCGCAAAGCCGCUGAAAAGCAUCAACUCUUGUACCGCCUGGCCAUGACAGGGGCCGGCAUUGACCGGCACCUCUUUUGUCUCUACGUAGUCUCCAAGUACCUGGGCCUUCACUCCCCUUUCCUGGCCCAGGUACUCUCGGAGCCCUGGCGACUCUCCACCAGCCAGAUCGCCCAGUUCCAGAUCCACAUGUUUGACCCAGAGAAGUACCCCAGCCACAUUGCAGCCGGAGGGGGCUUUGGCCCAGUAGCUGAUGAUGGGUACGGGGUUUCUUACAUGAUCGCUGGUGAGAACACCAUCUUCUUCCACAUCUCCAGCAAAUUCUCAAGUUCAGAAACAAAUGCCCAACGCUUUGGAAAUCAUAUCCGCCAAGCCCUCCAGGACAUUGCUGCUCUCUUUGAGGUUUCUGUCCCUAAGAUAGUAGAAAGCUGAGAUUGGAGAAGGCGGCCAGCUGCCCUUCCCUUUGCCCCUGUCUCCAGUGGCAGGAGAGGAGGAGGGGCGGGCCCACGGCCGGCUCCCAGGGAUAGGUGGGCAGCCGGAGCCCAUGAGCACACUUCGGAGAGCAAGACCCCUCCGUCCACCUGGCCAGACACUGUCCCCUGACAAAGAGAGGCACAGGAGGCGGGGGUGGUGGGGGUGGGAACAGAAUUUGUAUUUUUUUCAGUAGAUGUUAAUAAAAAUAAGGCUCUUUGUGGAAUUCUGUCCUAACCAUUAGGUAACAGACUUUGGUUUCUGUAGUGUAUGUGAGCUGAGCACCUUGGGGGUCCAGGCCCCAUCCCAUCCAGCCAGCUAGUGAGAGCGGGGUGGGGCUGAUGGGGCUGAGAUGGAGACUGAGGGGGCUUGUGGCCCAUCCCUGGAUUGGUCCCCAGGAUUGAGUUGUGUGCCAGGGCUACUGGGCUUCCCGCUCUGGUGGGACUCGUGCCCACGGUUACACUUUCAAUAAAAACUCAUGUUUCAGAACA
Molecule: messenger RNA, 2949 nt
Organism: Gracilinanus agilis (Agile Gracile Mouse Opossum)
Lineage: Eukaryota; Metazoa; Chordata; Mammalia; Didelphimorphia; Didelphidae
Gene: CPT1B
Product: carnitine palmitoyltransferase 1B
Exons: 19
Coding region: 92-2419 (775 amino acids)
Biological process (GO): fatty acid metabolic process; carnitine metabolic process
Cellular component (GO): mitochondrion
Molecular function (GO): carnitine O-palmitoyltransferase activity
Source: RefSeq, a predicted model, not a curated record